AUGCAAGUGAGGGCCCCGGGCACAAUCGACGGGCUGAAAGUAUUUGUUUUCUCUUUGAUCGGUGAGCUGUCGGGGUCCUUGGCCUCUUAUUCGCUACUUUAUGCUGCUGCAACGCAAAAGAGCAGAAGCGUACGUCUUACAGCCGGCAGAAAGACUUGGAGGCCCGGGUUCUGCGCCGUGCAGGCGUAA
Messenger RNA from Pyricularia grisea, 189 nucleotides. RefSeq lists its product as uncharacterized. The transcript has 2 exons. NCBI's taxonomy places the organism in Eukaryota, Fungi, Ascomycota, Sordariomycetes, Magnaporthales, Pyriculariaceae. The coding region runs from base 1 to 189 and encodes 62 amino acids. The record is from RefSeq and is a predicted model, not a curated record.